AUGUCUCGCACUAGUCAUUCGUUUGUGCCGGGAACUUUCCGUCUAUUGUUCCUAUGGCUUUCACUCCUUAACUUUUUGCUUCCCAUCAGCGCAUCGCCCGCGCCCGCUACCUCCGAUCGAAAGCUCGCUAAGCGGGUGAGGCAAGCGUUUCCUUACUUCGACGACAGUUAUGAAGGCCGUGCCGAUAAGGGCGAAUGGUUGAAGGGUCUCCUGCCACUGGAUCCAGCAAAGGCGCAAGAAUACAACGGCGGACAAACAGUUGCCAGUCCAUUCCAGGAGCCGGAAGAAGUUCUGCAAUGGGGCUGGACACCGAAUGUCUAUUUCUUCCCAUACGCAGGCGGUCGCGCGCCUGAUUAUGGGAACCUGCUGAGCCCCGCGUUCGAGGACCCAGCUUUGCCGGUCGACGCAACGCAAAACACAUUGUGGAAUCUCGUCCAUGACCGGGAGUUCAAGAAGGCGAAUGGCCAAACAGGAUAUCCCACGAUGGCGCAUUACACCAACGUCGUGAAUCCAAAGUCUGGUGUAUUCAUUUUCGACUCAAACUUCAGCCCUACCUAUGCAAAGAGCGUGAAUAAAAAAGGAGAUGUCCCUGACUUGGACACUUCAUCUGAUAUUGCCUACUUCCAGUGGCGAGACGGCUGUCUAGCUGGAGGUGACGAUCCCAAGAAUCUCAAGGCCGUUUUUCAUUCGCACGUUAUCUACAACAAGACUUUCCAGAUUGUGAUGGAGGCCUUGCGUAGGGCAAAAUAUACCCAGGUCCCUGAAUGGGGCCAACGAGUUACAUUCAAGAUGGAUACCGACGAGGGUCUUGCUAUUCUGGGAAGCACUCACGGUUCUGCAACAGCCUGGAUGCUGAGCCAGCACAAGGAGGUGCUUGGGGUGAAGGACAUCACGGAAGUGGUAAUAUGGUCAUCAAACGGGGCGUUCGAGCUCACGCGGAACCCGAAUUUGGCUUACCUGUGCUUGAAGUUCACAGUCGUCAGCGUUUAG
Molecule: messenger RNA, 990 nt
Organism: Colletotrichum aenigma
Lineage: Eukaryota; Fungi; Ascomycota; Sordariomycetes; Glomerellales; Glomerellaceae
Exons: 2
Coding region: 1-990 (329 amino acids)
Source: RefSeq, a predicted model, not a curated record